GAUGUGUCCUUGUGCUGCAAUCGAUCCAGGAAACAGAUUACAGUCCCCACCAAGAUUCAGAUUUCCGUCUAACUUUGUCCUUUGUCUUCAGGGCUAUACCCAGUAUUGCAAAUACUAAAUUUUAAGCCUCCAGUUUUCCAAUUACAUUGUAUCAUUUAACUCUCUUUCCCCCCCCCCCUAUCUCUUUUUUAAGAACUUGGGUUGUCAAGAUUUCAUUAUGAAGAGUUUUUUUUUGUCCCUCUUACUUGUCUGUGUUCUGGGUAUGAACAGCUUCUCAGAAGUGCAGGGAAGGAAAUGGAAAGGUGAAGGUACGACAGAACACCUGGAAAGUAUUGUCAUUGGAAGAUGCUAUGAUUAUAUUAGAACUAUGAAUCCUUCUGUUGGUGAGAAGAAUUGUUCAGAAAUGUGGGAAGCAUUUAAAAACGCAUUUAUUAACAAGGAUCCUUGCAGUAUUCUACCUGAGGACUAUGAAUUAUUUAUCAACCUGUCAUUGCACACAAUUCCACCUAACAAGUCUCUGUUCUGGGAAAACAAUCAGCUGCUAGUCAAUAGCUUUGCUGACAGAGGCCGUCGCUACAUGUCUGUGGGUGACACCCUGUUUGGCUACUUUGCAGACUUUCUAAACUGGUGUGGACAGGCAAACAGCACUGAACUGGACUAUGAAUCUUGCCCUACCACGGAGGAAUGUGAAAACAAUGCAGUGGAAUCUUUCUGGAGGAUGGCAUCUAUCACUUAUGCACAGCAGAGUUCUGGGGUGAUACACGUCUUGUUGAAUGGUUCUGCAGCUGGAGGAGCUUAUCCAGAGCCAGGCUUUUUUGCAGAUUACGAAAUACCUAAUCUCCAGAAAGACAAAAUCACACAAAUUGUAAUCUGGGUUGUGGAUGAUAUUGAAGGACCAGAUAUAGAUUCUUGUGGAACUCAUACUGUACAGAUAUUAGAAAACAGGCUGAAAACCCUUGGUUAUGAUGUCACCUGCACUGACAAUUACAAGACUGUAGUGUUCUUACUCUGUCUGGAUUAUCCUGAUGAUUCUAAGUGCAUCCUUUCAUCGUUUUAAACCACUUCCCUCAAAGUUUUGUGAUGUGGGUACAUUCCUCAGCUGAGAAAACCUGGAUGAGAAGGCUUUUGGAAACCGUGUUUUUUUCCUUUCACCUAAGGGAUGCACAUACCAGUUCUCCAGUAUUACCACAUAAUGCUUGCAGGGGAGCAGCCACCCCUUUAUUUUCAUCCAUGGCAGUACUUAAAUUAACAUAAUCACUAGCAUGUUCUAAGCACCAGCCUCAUGCCCUUCUGGGGUGACUAAGCAACUCAGUUCUUAUAAUCUCCCUUAGAAGUUUCUUUUCUUCUUUCCUCCCUGAGGCCUCUGUUCCCCCCUGUAUGCAUGGCAAUGUAAUAAGCUUGAAGCACUUCAUAUCUGUGCUAUCCCUAAUCAAGAAAGAGCUUCCCACUCUGAAUACUAUCAUUGCUUCUCCCUGAAAUUUAAGUAGCCAAAAUACUUUGAGCCAAUGAAUACUUACACUCUUACCCAAAUCACUUCCUUCUCUUCAAUAAAUAACAUCUCAGUUGAAAUUAGCAGCCCUUUCAGAAAAAAACCUUAAGCAGAUGUAUAUAAAUGAUUUGAUGAUUAUCUUUUAGAUCUGUUUUCUCUGUGGAUGGAUCCCCACUCUCUGAUGGUCCAUUAACUGACAUGGGAACAGUUUGGUCAGUAGUAGUAUCACUAUUAAGAGUGUGUAUCUGUUGGGAAAAGCUUUCCUUUGCAGAGUGGGGGCUCAGUGCACACCCAGUGUUCAUAAAUAGUGAGGCCAGGCAUGCAGGCUCUGUUGCAUCCCCUUUCACCAUGGCUAUUUGCUGUUACAAGACUGAUAGAUGUCUUCUCAGCCUCCACAGAAUAAUGUCCCAAGCCCCAAAACAUAAAGAGUUGUGCAAGUGACUUCUUUUGUCACGGUGACUCCUGUCACAUUGGCCUACAAAGGAGAGGGCUGCGUCAGGGCAGCAGAGGGAUGGCCUAGAAGGUGCUGUAAUGUACCUGGGGCUUCUUAGGUAGUGACAGUGCCCCUUAGCUCCCCUCCAGACUUGAACUAUGUUGCUGCUGAGUCAAAAUUUGGACUUUGGCUUCUUGACACUUGUUUGAAGAAAACUUGUAAGUAACAAAAUACCCGCUAGAUGGCAUAGAUGGCUUACAAACAGAAGCCGAGAGGUCGCCAGAUGCAAGCUAUUAGUGGAGGUAUUUAUGACAGUAUUGCAAUGUCAGGGAGACUUAGAAAGGGAUCUGGAUACUGUAUCAAGUGCUGAAAAAAUAUAAACUUCUAGGACCACUGCUGUCUAGAAGAUCUCUAUACAAUGUCAAGCAUCAGGCCAGAGACAGUAAAUGGAUGUGGAGAGACAAGGAGGCUCAGCAAUUAAGUAAGAAGGAGCGUUCCCAGGGUUUGCACAGAUAUCCUGUUUAUAAAGUCAUGACAGCCAAAGGGAAUCUGGUGGUGAGCUCCUAUAAAGUGACUUCUAGCUUAGCACUUGGACUGCAAACUUCAUCCCUGGCAACAAACCCCUGAUAUUUAAAAGAAUCCUAACUCAGCUCUGUGCUGUGAACAUCCUUUUUGUUUUCUUUUCUUCAGAUCUGCACCAGCAGCACAAAGAGGACCCAUAUCUUCAGACAGAGGAGGCAGCUGGAACAAGCUCAUGUUUGUUUCUUUUGCAGGCUUUU
Molecule: messenger RNA, 2701 nt
Organism: Apus apus (common swift)
Lineage: Eukaryota; Metazoa; Chordata; Aves; Apodiformes; Apodidae
Product: ADP-ribosyl cyclase/cyclic ADP-ribose hydrolase 2-like
Exons: 9
Coding region: 218-1057 (279 amino acids)
Biological process (GO): positive regulation of B cell proliferation
Cellular component (GO): plasma membrane
Molecular function (GO): NAD+ nucleosidase activity; phosphorus-oxygen lyase activity
Source: RefSeq, a predicted model, not a curated record